AUCACCACCAACAACAUCCAACAUGGCGGCGUCUGUCCGGGAGAAGCAGACAGUCGCUCUGAAGCGAAUGUUGAACUUCAACGCUCCUCCUCUGAAGAACACAGGAGCUGAGCCAGUAUGGAAGGUGUUGAUAUACGACCGGUUUGGACAGGACAUCAUCUCCCCGCUGCUGUCUGUCAAAGAGCUGAGAGACAUGGGCAUCACCCUGCACCUGCUGCUUCACUCAGACAGAGAUCCCAUCCCAGAUGUUCCAGCUGUGUACUUCGUCAUGCCCACAGAGGAGAACAUUGACAGGAUAUGUCAGGACCUGAGGAACCAGCUGCAUGAGUCGUAUUACCUGAACUUCAUCUCGGCCAUCAGCAGGAGUAAACUGGAGGACAUCGCCAGCGCCGCUCUGGCCGCCAACGCUGUCACCCAAGUCACCAAGGUGUAUGAUCAGUACCUGAACUUCAUCACUCUGGAGGACGACAUGUUCAUCCUCUGCCACCAAAACAAGGAGCUCAUCUCGUACCACGCCAUCAACAGAGGAGACAUCCAGGACACAGACAUGGAGGCCAUCAUGGACACUAUCGUAGACAGUCUGUUCUGUUUCUUUGUUACUCUGGGCGCCGUGCCCAUCAUCCGCUGUCCCCGUGGCAACGCAGCAGAGAUGGUUGCCGUGAAGUUGGAUAAGAAGCUCCGUGAGAACCUGCGUGACGCCAGGAACAGCCUGUUCACAGGUGACAACAUGGCCGCCGGACAGUUCAGUUUUCAGAGGCCUCUGUUCGUCCUGGCGGAUCGUAACGUGGACAUGGCCACGCCCCUCCACCACACCUGGACCUAUCAGGCGCUGAUCCACGACGUCCUG
This is a messenger RNA of Scomber scombrus (Atlantic mackerel), 847 nucleotides long. RefSeq names its product sec1 family domain containing 1 (gene scfd1). The record is from RefSeq and is a predicted model, not a curated record. Gene Ontology annotation, molecular function: syntaxin binding. Lineage: Eukaryota; Metazoa; Chordata; Actinopteri; Scombriformes; Scombridae. Gene Ontology annotation, biological process: endoplasmic reticulum to Golgi vesicle-mediated transport; intracellular protein transport. Gene Ontology annotation, cellular component: cytosol; Golgi membrane.